Hyaloscypha bicolor E is the source of this 2093-nucleotide messenger RNA. Its product is annotated as putative ammonium transporter 1. The transcript is spliced from 5 exons. Gene Ontology annotation, cellular component: plasma membrane. Gene Ontology annotation, biological process: ammonium transmembrane transport. Gene Ontology annotation, molecular function: ammonium channel activity. Lineage: Eukaryota; Fungi; Ascomycota; Leotiomycetes; Helotiales; Hyaloscyphaceae. The record is from RefSeq and is a predicted model, not a curated record. The coding region runs from base 288 to 1796 and encodes 502 amino acids.
CCCCCCCAAGCUUCUGGCUGUCGUUGCCUCAUUUAAACUCUACUCGCCUCCCCACCCCACGCGUCUGAUCCGACAUCUGGACUUGCUCUGACUGGGACUUGGCUCCGAGAGGACUUGCUUCAUUGGCUCGCUUUCGCUCACCCUCACCUUCACGCUCACUUCACCACACUCCUUCUGCACUUCUUAAGUGAACUGUAACCCCUCAACUUCGAUCGAUCUUAUUUCAUUCUCUUCACAGCACCCUUUUCCACCCACCGCUUUGCGCCCACGAGCUUACAACCGCCAAGAUGUCCGGUCUCAUCGUGGAAGGCAUCGACCUGGAUGCGCUCAACUAUACCAUCAAGGUUCCCUACAAUGGCACUAUCAUGACUGGUGGAGACUCGCGCAAUGCCGAUCUUAACAUCUUCUACGACGCCGGUGAUAUCGCAUGGAUGAUCACGGCGACUGCUCUGGUGCUUCUCAUGAUUCCAGGUGUCGGCUUCUUCUAUUCCGGUCUUGCUCGGAGAAAGUCUGCGCUGUCCCUGAUCUGGCUCUCGAUCAUGGCCACCGCCGUCGUCUCUUUCCAAUGGUUUUUCUGGGGUUUCUCGCUCGCUUUCUCCCACACCGCCGGCAAGUUCAUUGGUGAUCUGGAAAACAUCGGGUUCCGCAAUGUGUUGGCAGCUCCUUCCGUUGGAUCUACCAAGAUUCCCGAUCUCUUGUUCGCUGUCUACCAGGGCAUGUUCGCAGCUAUCACCGUUGCACUUGCUGUUGGCGCCGUUGCUGAGAGAGGACGUAUGUUGCCCUGCGUCGUUUUCAUGUUCGUCUGGUCAACUCUGAUCUACGAUCCAAUUGCUUGCUGGACCUGGAACAGCUCGGGGUGGGUCUUCAAGAUGGGCGGCCUUGACUUUGCUGGUGGAACUCCAGUGCAUAUCUCUUCCGGAUCUGCUGCUCUUGCCUACUCCAUCAUGUUGGGCAAGCGUCGUGGACACGGUACUCACGAGCUCAACUACCGCCCCCACAACGUGACACACAUUGUUAUCGGAACUGUCUUCCUCUGGGUUGGUUGGUUCGGAUUCAACGCUGGUUCCGCUCUUGCGGCCAACAUGCGCGCUGUCAUGGCUGCUGUUGUUACCAACUUGGCUGCUUGCGUCGGAGGCAUCACCUGGUGUGUCCUCGAUUAUCGUCUUGAGCGUAAAUGGUCGACUGUUGGUUUCUGCUCAGGUGUUGUCGCAGGCCUUGUUGCCAUUACCCCAGGUUCCGGCUUCGUGCCCGCUUGGGCUGCAGUUAUCUAUGGUGUUGUCGGUGCCGCAGGUGCUAACUACGCCACCAAGCUGAAGUUCGUCCUCGGUAUCGAUGAUGCUCUUGAUAUCUUUGCCGAACAUGCCAUCGGCGGUUUCAUCGGCAACAUCCUCACAGCCUUCUUCGCCGCUGACUACAUAGCACAUCUCGAUGGCUUCUCCGAGAUUCCAGGCGGCUGGCUCAACCAUCACUGGGUCCAGCUCGGCUACCAACUCGCUGACUCCGUCUCCGGAGGUGCCUACUCCUUCGGCGGAACCUGCCUCAUCCUCUUCAUCAUGAACCUGAUCCCCGGCCUCUCCCUCCGCGCCACCGAAGAAGCCGAGAUCCUGGGUAUCGACGAUGCCGAGAUCGGCGAGUUCGCAUACGACUACGUUGAAUUGACCCGCGAAGUCUUGAACGACACCUCCGACGCCGAGAGCAAGUACUCCGGCAGCCACCCACACAACGAUCUCAACGUCCACGAGAAGAGCCACGACUCGGCGAAUGUCGGCCGCGACUUGCCCAUCGAAAGCCAUUAGCAACUAAAGCCAUUUGAAGACCGCAGCUCGUACCACCGGCUAUAGAUCUCUGUCAGGUCUAGCCAGGUUAGCUCACUGAUACCCCCAUCUGGCAGAUGAUAAUUGCUACCUUCGAAGGAAAAAAACUGCCUCUUCUCUCGACUACCAUUGGAAAAAGGAGCCGAAAAUCCUUUCUCUGCUUUGCGAGCAUGCAUGGUUUUCUCUUCAACUUCGUUUGUACAUUUUUGCAUGAGUUCAACAUAGGGGGGCUGGGUGGCGUGGCAUGGCAUGGCAUGGUGGAAAACUAAGCUGGCUGGC